UGCAGCACCAAUAGUGGCGCAAAUAUGGAGGACAAAAUUAAAGAUCUCAGCCGACCUCAGAUGUAUUUAUUUGGUUGCUCGCUGAAAGCGGAGAAGAAAGAGCACAAAGUUGAGGUUGAUGAUGAUGAUGAUGAUGAGCAUCAGCUGUCACUCAAAGCGGUGUGUUUGGGUGCAGAGGCGGAGGAUACAUUUCACACUAUAGAGAUGGAAGGAUUGACUUACGGUGGCAAAACAGCCAAAAUCACUCUUGCUGUAUUGAAACCAUCCGUUCUGCCCUCUCUUAGUCUGGGAGGGUUCGAGGUCACACCUCCUGUGUCUUUUCGCCUUCAGUCAGGAGGGGGGCCAGUCCACAUCAGCGGUCAGCAUUUCGUCAGUGUGAAGGAAUCUGAUGAAGAGGAGGAGGAAGAGGAGAAUAACACAUCACCGGUAAAGAGACCAUCCAACAUUGCCCUCACAAAAGUGCCUCAGAAAAAGCUAAAAAUGGAUUUGGAUGAAGAUGAAGAUGAGGACAGUGAGGAGGAGGAUGACUCAGAUGAAGAUGAUGAAGAGGACUGUGAGGAAGAAAAGAAAGUUGAAAAAAUCCCAGUAAAAACACUUCAAAAAGCCCCAGAGAAGAAGAAGAGUGCAGAUAAACAGAAUGGCUCUUCGAACAAGAAAGCAGUGUCAUUGGGGAAACCACAAAUCCAGGCACCACAGAAAGUAAAAGACAAGUCUGCAGCAGGUCCUUCUGGGAAGGCUCCCAACCUGAGUGAGGUCAAAAACAAGCUAUCAUCAGUAGUUCAAGAGGGGAAGUCACUUCCAAAAACGGAACAGAAGUUUGAAAACUACGCUAAAAGCUCUUUCAAGAUCUCAGAUAAGCAAGUGAUCAAAGAACUCUGGAACUUUUUACAGUCACUGAAAAAGUAAUGGCUGCUCUGCGCUCCCCGUCCCGUCCCGGUGAAGCAGAAGUCUGGGGUGAGCCAGUAACUGCACUUAAGCUGUGCAAUCUGGCCUAUUCCCCUCCUAACGUGAUCCGUCUGCUCUUCUCUGAUCUAUUCUCUCAGUUUAAUAAAGGGAAAUAUUUGCAUUUACAGUAAAGCCCUUACAAUGGAAGUGAAUGGGGCAAGUUUAUUAAUGCUAAAAUUAAAUCACUAAAAAAGUAUAGCAACAAGACGUAAACAUUAUACAUUUGAAUGUGAUUUUAUUGAGAUAAAGUCACUUACUUACCUUUUCUGUGUUAAGUUAUAUCCAAUACCGGGAUUACAGAGUUUUGUUGUCAUGGCAACAAAAUUCUAAUAUUGAAAAUAACAACACAGAUAAGGUUAGUAGGCAUUUUUAUCACACUAAAAUCAUGUUAUAAUGUUUACGUAUUGUAGCUAUACUUUUGAUACUGUGGGUGUUUUAGCAUUUAUAGACUUGCCCCAUUCACUUCUAUUGUAAGUGCCUCACUGUAACUGAGAUUUUGAACCUUUUUCUUUCUUUUUUUUAAUAAAUGAGGGACAAGUCCAAAUACAUUUUUGUGGUAAUCAACAUUAUGCCAUAAAUCCUGUUAAUUGAUCUUAACUUGUAUUGAAUCCUGAAUAUUCCUUAAAGAGUUCAUCUCACAAAAUCAUGUCAAGAACAUGUCCAGGUCAUAUUUCAACCCAAAACCAAAAGAAAGUUAUAAGCCUAAUUAAUGACAAUUCUCUCAUCAUUUACUCACCCUCAUGCUAUCCCAGAUGUGUUUGACUUUCUUUCUUCUGCAGAACAAAAGAUGAAGAUUUGUAGAAGAAUAUCUCCGCUCUGUUGGUCCAUACAAUGCAAAUGAAUAGUGGUCAGAACUUUAAAGCUCCAGAAAGGACAUAAAGGCAGUGUAAAAGUAAUCCAGUGGUUAAAUCCAGUGUAUCAUCUAUUAAUUAUUAUAGGCUGUUAUAAAAUAAUCUGUUACAAAAUGUUCAAAUGAUUGCAUGAGCAAAAUAUAAUGCAUCUUAUUUUGUCAUUAUGUGAAGGUUCGCUGCCCAACUCAAUGAAAGAAUGUGCACAACGCGCGUAUGUCUGUUCUUCCUUCAGGUUACCGUAGUAAUCUUAGUAAUUAUGCAUUUUUUUGUGACUGUCUGAACUGUCUAUUUUCAAUGGUUGGUUUAACCAUUGCGUUUUUAACACGGGUGUUAAGUUGAAUUCAUUUUUGAAGACGCUGCAUUCUGUAGCUGUUUGAAACACUCGUAGCACGUUGAGUUCACUGCCACACGCCUGGUGAGUGUUUCUCCGCAAGUUUGGUGUCUUCUGAAGUGAUGUGAUAGGUUUGUGAGGCCUUGUCAUUCUCCACUUUAACAUUCUUCUUUUGUUUUUGGCCAUUCACAUUCUUCGCAUUAUCGCCACCUACUGGUUGUGGCUGGUGAAGGGUGGAGAUUUAUACUAAAAAAGGACUUUAAUAUUGAUCUGUUUCUCACCCACACCUGUUAUAUACUGUAGGUACUGAAGACAUGGAUGAAACCACUGGAGUUUGUUGGAUUACUCUUUUGCUGACUUUGUGUGCUUUUUUGGACCUUUUAAGUUCUGGUCACCAUUCACUUGCAUUGUAUGGACCAACAGAGCUGAAAUAUUCUUCUAAAAAUCUUAAUUUAUGUUCUGCAGAAGAAAGUCAUACAAAUCUGUGAUGGCAUGAGUGUGAGUAAAUAAUGAGAGAUUUUUCAUUUUUUGGGUGAACUAUUGCUUUUUUUAUUUACUUUUUUAAUGAGAUUAACCCUUAAAUACUUGUAGAAAAAUAGAAGAAAAGGCCAUUGAACUGACAUUGAUUCAUGGUUUUUCGUGAGGCCCCUCUGGGGAAAAAAAAGGUAAGGCUUGAAAGCAUCUCAAGGAAAACCCUAGAUCAACUUAUGAUGCCUUGAUAUCACUACGGUAUAAUAAAAAAUACAUCAAAAUAAAAGCUCAUUCUAAAUUUACAGCUCACAAUUCUUUAUUUCGUUCUGACCGAAUAUUCCAUCUAGCUUGCUGUAUCCCGUGCCGCCCCUGGGGUCCCGUCCUGCUGCAAUUCUAAUAGCCUGUAUAAAGUUUUCUAUCAUCUCAAGUGCUGUAGAAGCUCCAGUAAACGUUUACGCUUGAGAAGUAUGGUCAGAAGAUGCCUCGGAAAAUGUGAUUGUUAACCCGUGAUUUAGGUCAGUUGGUAUGACCACAAAAAUGAUAUGUUUUGAAAUCCAGCUUAGAGAUAUAGAAAUAUAUAUAUGUUUUGUUUUUUUACGCUAAACUUUUAUUUUUGUAGCGUGAAUGAAAUCCCUUAUGCAGUUGAUUUAAAAGUGGAAUAGUCUGUCCUCCAUCUGUUUUAAUUCAUUUGACACAUGUUGUGUUAGUACAGAUAUGAUAUUUACAGCAUGUCUGUACACCACACAAAUGGUGCAACAUGACAAAACUAGACUGCUCACAUUUUAAUCAGCAAUGCUAUCUAACACUGCGAGUGCACUGUGUCACUUGUUCAUUGGCAGCAAUUUGGUUUUGUCGCAGUAUAGAUUGGGUGUCUUGACUUGGAUGGGAAUUGUUAUCUAGCUUUUGUUAAUCCUUGAAAUAAAGACUGUAACACAACCUGUGAGUUAUAAGAGUGUGAAGUGGCCUGUGCUCGAGCUUUAAUUCAUCUCUGGAUAAAGAGUUGCACCUUUAACUUUAAGGUGUUGUUAUAGUGUAUAGUUGCAGAUGUGAUUAUGAAAAAAAAAAAAAAAAUGUGUUCUUUUUAUCAUGUCUAUGGUUUAUUGCUUAAUUCCAAAACUGUUUGAGGAAGAGUCUAAAUGAGUGAAUCUAUCUUGGCAGAUUUUCUCCAUCUCCAGGGAAGAGCUCUCCCAUUUCUCCUCCUGAAUUUUCACCUGAUUGUUUCUUAAAGAAGGAAAGUGUCAUCAUUGUCACUUCCCAUUCUUGUCUGAAACUGAAUAAUUAUAGUGUCAACCGAAUGGAAUGCAUUGCCAUUCCUAUUUACACAGCUUAUUUGUGGGAAUAUAGGCGCCGACAUUGAUGAACAUUUUGGAAUUCGGUCAUAUCCAUACAGUGAUGUGCACAGAUCUAAGCUGCGGUGAAAGAAUAAAUAACACUUUUAUUUUUUUUAAAUAAUUUAUUUAGUAUUUUAUUUGCUUUUUAAAAAAUUGUUGUGUGUGUAUAUAUAUAUAUAUACUGUACAUAUUGUUUUUCUUUUUUUCCUUUAUCACAAAUAAUAGCCUAUUCUAUUAUAUUUCUCAGAAAAAUCACCAUGGUAAUACACUUGUUUAUUUGUUUAUUUUCAGACAUGUUCUGUGAUUAACUACAUUUUAAUUACUGUUAUUGUGAGAUUAUUACAAUUAAUUAAAAUUUUGUUUUAUUUUACUAUUUUAAUUAAAUUAUUACAAUUUCACCCCUUUUUCUGGGUGACCAAAGGGCAGCAUUAGAUUUGUGAAUGAAAGGGGCAGGGGCCUGCUGCCCCCGUUCUGUGCACGUCACAUUAUCCAUAUACUUCACACUGAAACAGAAAGUUUUUUUUUUCAGGAUUACAAUGAUGGGUUUGGGUUAGUAUAAAGAUUAUUUGUUUAUACUGUAUGUUUUAUCUCAUGUAACAAACCCUUAACAUACAGUUUAUUUUACAAGAGUUUGUUAGACCUCCAUGAUUGUAUCACUAAUAAAC
Messenger RNA from Xyrauchen texanus (razorback sucker), 4594 nucleotides. RefSeq names its product nucleophosmin-like. The record is from RefSeq and is a predicted model, not a curated record. NCBI's taxonomy places the organism in Eukaryota, Metazoa, Chordata, Actinopteri, Cypriniformes, Catostomidae. Gene Ontology annotation, cellular component: cytoplasm; ribonucleoprotein complex; nucleolus. Gene Ontology annotation, biological process: chromatin remodeling; ribosomal large subunit export from nucleus; regulation of centrosome duplication. The transcript is spliced from 11 exons. Gene Ontology annotation, molecular function: chromatin binding; histone binding; RNA binding. Bases 25 to 906 code for a protein of 293 amino acids.